Cephus cinctus (wheat stem sawfly) is the source of this 1106-nucleotide messenger RNA. RefSeq names its product ejaculatory bulb-specific protein 3. Bases 285 to 623 code for a protein of 112 amino acids. NCBI's taxonomy places the organism in Eukaryota, Metazoa, Arthropoda, Insecta, Hymenoptera, Cephidae. The record is from RefSeq and is a predicted model, not a curated record. The transcript is spliced from 3 exons.
UCCAGUCAGUGCGUUGGCAGAUUUCAAGCCGCAAGGAACGUCUCUGAACUUCUGUAGAAGAUAAGAAGAAAAACAAAAUCAGUAGAACACUUGGACAAAUCUAAAAGAUACACUUGGUGUGAGAUCUAUUGAAAAAAAAGAUCCAAGAAAUACGUACAAAGAGAUAUAUUUAUUUACUGGAAUCAUCAAUAUAAAUUGGGAUCAAGGAUAAAAAAGAAAAGAAUUGCUUAAUUGGAAAUUGCAUCGCAUUCUUUGUUACGGCCUAUUGAUACACAACUUUCACCAUGACUCUAAUCAAGAUCGCCCUCCUGUGUCUGAUAGUUUAUACCGUAGCAGGACAAAAGGCAGAGGAGCCAAGAAAACCACGCGUUUCCGACGAACAGCUUAAUGUGGCACUGAGCGACGAGCGAUACUUGAGAAGACAGCUUAAGUGUGCCUUGGGAGAAGCACCGUGCGAUCCUGUUGGUCGCCGUUUGAAAAGUCUGGCUCCACUGGUACUACGAGGUUCCUGUCCGCAGUGUAGUCCCGAGGAAACAAGACAAAUUAAAAAGGUUCUUUCCCACAUUCAAAGAAGCUUCCCGAAGGAAUGGUCAAAGGUAGUGCAACAGUAUGCCGGUGUAUAAGGAUUACUUUUGGUAACAACAACUUCCUUGGAAUGGCUCCAGACUUAGAGAGAGGGGUAGGAACGAAAAAAUGCAAUAAAGAAGAAAAAAAGAGACUGGAGUAAACGAGAACUAGGAUUGUAAGAAAGGAUAAAGGAAAAAUAAAGGAAAAGCAUUGUACGCGUUUACCAAGAAUUUGGAGGAUGAUAUUUUUUCGCUAUGUAUAUAUACUAUAUAUCUAUAUAUAUAUAUAUAUUAGAUUUUAUAUUCACGAUUCUGAUUAACCGAUAAUGUUAUAAUAGUAUUAAGACUCGAGAACCAUAUUGUACGAUAUUCUAAGACGUUAUUACAUCAGGAAAUCUUUGUCAUCUGAAUAAGCGAUGAUUUUCGCAUCAAAGCAGUCAAGAUUUUUAUGUCGAUUCGCGUAAAGUUCUCGGUUUAUAUUUCACGAGACGACUUUGCUCGACGCGAUGCAAUAAAGGAUGGUUCUUACGUUCCACGAGA